Molecule: messenger RNA, 1428 nt
Organism: Bathycoccus prasinos
Lineage: Eukaryota; Viridiplantae; Chlorophyta; Mamiellophyceae; Mamiellales; Bathycoccaceae
Exons: 1
Coding region: 1-1428 (475 amino acids)
Biological process (GO): nucleotide-excision repair; base-excision repair, AP site formation; base-excision repair
Cellular component (GO): nucleus
Molecular function (GO): damaged DNA binding; 8-oxo-7,8-dihydroguanine DNA N-glycosylase activity
Source: RefSeq, a predicted model, not a curated record
AUGAAGAAUAAGAGGAGUAGUAUUAAGAGGAGAAACCAAAACGAAGAAAAUUGGAAGUCGUUACGAACGACGAGAGAUGAUUUGAGUUUAGAUCGAACGCUGCCGACUGGACAAUCGUUUCGAUGGCAGAAAGUAGAAGAAUACGAUGAGAAUGAUGAGAAUGAAAAGAAGUAUUCGACGUACGUGGGCGUUAUCGGUCGAAGAGUGGUUCAGAUUCGAGAGCGAAUGGAAUUCGAAGAGGAGGAGGAAAAAUCUUAUGAAACAACAACCAUCGAGUUUCGCGUGUUGAAUACUAACGAGAGCAACAUUUGCAAAAACGAGGAUAAAGAGAACGGAGAACAAGAAGAAGAGCAAGUCACGAAGGACGUGCGAGCGUAUUUUAACCUAGACGACCCGAUUCCUUUGAAAGACUUAUUCGAGCAAUUCUCGAAAGCGGAUCCGUACCGGUUCGGACGGCUGAGCGCGUACGUGCGAGGCGCGAGGACGCUCCGGCAACCACCCGCGGAAUGUUUGAUUUCGUUCGUUUGUUCGAGCAAUAACAACAUAGCGAGGAUUAAAAAGAUGGUGGAGAGUUUGUGCGAGAAGUACGGGGAGGAGUUGGUGUGCAAUGUUAGUAGUAGAAGUAGGAGUAGGAGUAGUGGUAGUAGUGGUAGGGACGACGACGAAGAGAAUGAGGUGAACGACAAAGAAGAGAUAAACGAGAGUAAAAUCUAUCACGCGUUUCCAACCGUCGAGCAGUUGGCAGAAAAAUGCGACGAACAAACGUUGCGUGAUUUAGGAUUUGGAUACAGAGCAAAAUUCAUCCCAGCCAUGGCGAAAGAACUCGUCAAACGAGGCGGCGAGGCGUACUUACUGAAAUUAAGGGACGCGCCGCAAACGGAAGAAGAGAAGUACAGAGCGAUUACGGAAUUGACGAGUUUACCGGGCGUCGGUCCGAAAGUCGCCGGGUGCGCGGCUUUGUUUUCUUUGGAUAAGAAGAGCGUCGUGCCGGUAGACACGCACGUCUGGCAGCUCGCAAGAGAACAUUUCGAUCCAAACGGAGAGUUAGCGAGCAUGGAAACGACGGCUUCGACGACGAAAGGAAGCGCGAACGAAGAAGGAGCAGAACAACAACGACACAAAGAAUCAUCCACGCCAACGACCCCGACAAAACAAAAGGACAAACCACUCUCCAUAACCCCGAAAAUGAUGAAAAAAUGCGAGGAAAUGCUCGUCUCCAUCUACGGCGCGUACGCCGGUUACGCGCACACCGCGUUAUUCGUCGCCGAACUCCCAACCGUUCGCGAGAGUUUACCCGAACAUCUCCGCACGCCGACGAAAGCGGAUAAAAAACGAGGAGAGAAGAACGGCGAAAAGAAGCCUGAAAAGAAGAAGAGAAAGUUUUUAAAGGUCGACGGCGAGAACAAGAGCGAUGAUGAUGGCGCGUAA